AUGAACAUUUUUGCUAUAGGGGCCUCCAGAAACAUUGGUUACUAUUCCUCCCUUCGCCUGCUAGCCGCAGGGUGUAACAUCACAUUUUUGCUUCGCUCGCCGUCUGUCUUCGAUACGGACGAAACGAUUCAGUCAUAUGUUCGAUCUGGCAAAGCACAGCUUGUCAAAGGAGAUGCUCUGGUGCAGAGUGACGUUCAACAUGCUUGGGACGAAGCUCUGACCCACGGAGCUGUUGAUCUAGUCUUAUUCACUGUCGGUGGUUUGCCCUCAUUCAAACUAUCGAAGGGUUUCGUCGUCUCUCCUGCUAAUCUCGUUACUCAAUCUUUAUUAAACGUCUUGUGCACAAUGCCUUCACAACAGCCACAACCCAGGCUUAUCACCAUUUCCUCUACGGGGCUCACGCAUUCCUCAUUCGCUCUCAUUCCUUUCGUUCUGAAACCCUUGUACGCUCUCCUCUCUGUCCCGCACAAGGACAAAGUGGGCGCCGAACGCGUUAUCGCCCACUGUGCGGGAUGGAAGUGGGAAGUGGACAGUGACGAAGAACCGGGAGAUGAUAUCUUGGGUGAACGAUGGCUAGAGAGGGAUGGAUUACCUGCUGCUGGAUCGUUCAAAAACGUGCUUGUGAUUAGGCCGGCGCUGUUGACGGACGGUGAAUGCAAGGCUGAGAAGGGUGGAAAGAAAAAUGCUUAUAGGGUGAAGGAAGGAGAUUUUAGUGCAUAUACUGUGUCGCGGAAGGAUGUUGGGCAUUUUGUAGCAGACGCGGUGCUGAAUCGGUGGAGCGAGUUCGAAAACAAGCUGGUCACUAUUGGAUAUUAA
Lentinula edodes (shiitake mushroom) is the source of this 816-nucleotide messenger RNA. RefSeq lists its product as uncharacterized. The coding region runs from base 1 to 816 and encodes 271 amino acids. The transcript has 3 exons. The record is from RefSeq and is a predicted model, not a curated record. Lineage: Eukaryota; Fungi; Basidiomycota; Agaricomycetes; Agaricales; Omphalotaceae.